AUGUCGCUCGCAACAAGAAGAUACAUUUCAACAGCAACAAAGACUUCAAAAUGUCUAAUCCGUCCGAUUUCCACAAUCAACAGACCCCGAUACAGCAUCGCAAUUAACAAAACUAUCUCUCAACAUCAAACAUCCUCCUCAAUAACACCUCGCAUCCAAAAAACACUCACCCAACUACAACGACACACCUUCACAACCUCCGCUGUCCUUAGCAAGAAAAAAGACAAAAGCAAACGCAACGACGAUGCUGAGUCUUCGCCUGCUACCACAGGAGGUGGUGGAGGAGGAGGAGGAGCAGCAGACCCUUUUGAUUUUUCGCAACUACAAACUGGAAUUUCAGAUGCUCUGACACGAUUCAAAGAAGACUUGCAAAAACUACGAUCAGGCGGCGGUGGCCGACUCAACCCUGAAGUCAUUGAGCAAUUGCGCGUGCAUAUCGUCAAGGGGAGCAAUGAAACUGUGCGAUUGAGCGAAGUUGCGCAGGUAGUGCCCAAGGGUGGACGGGCUGUUGCUAUUAUCAUUGGUGAAGAGGACCUCAUCAAACCCGUAAACUCAGCCAUAAUUUCCUCCAGCCUCUCUCUCACCCCUCAACCCGACGCCCACAACCCAUUACAACUCAACGUACCAAUCCCACCACCAACCAAGGAAUCCCGCGACCAAGCUGUAAAAGCAGCAAAGGGAGCAAUGGACAAAGCCGCGAGCGCGGUUCGAAGUGCGCGCGCAGCAAUCCACAAGAAAUUACAGGACAUGCAGAAACGUAAAGAGGCGAGACCGGAUGAUAUUCGGAAAGCGCAUGAUCAGAUGGAGAAGUUGGUUGAGAAGGCGCAGAAGGAUGUCAAGGAUACGUUUGAAUCUGCGAGGAAGGGGAUGGAGCAAGCUUAA
Messenger RNA from Talaromyces marneffei, 882 nucleotides. RefSeq lists its product as uncharacterized. Gene Ontology annotation, molecular function: ribosomal large subunit binding. Bases 1 to 882 code for a protein of 293 amino acids. Gene Ontology annotation, cellular component: mitochondrion. NCBI's taxonomy places the organism in Eukaryota, Fungi, Ascomycota, Eurotiomycetes, Eurotiales, Trichocomaceae. The record is from RefSeq and is a predicted model, not a curated record. The transcript is spliced from 2 exons. Gene Ontology annotation, biological process: translation.